Centropristis striata (black sea bass) is the source of this 3013-nucleotide messenger RNA. Its product is annotated as gamma-aminobutyric acid receptor subunit alpha-5-like. The transcript has 10 exons. Gene Ontology annotation, molecular function: transmitter-gated monoatomic ion channel activity involved in regulation of postsynaptic membrane potential; inhibitory extracellular ligand-gated monoatomic ion channel activity; GABA-gated chloride ion channel activity. Gene Ontology annotation, cellular component: dendrite membrane; neuron projection; postsynapse. The coding region runs from base 196 to 1605 and encodes 469 amino acids. The record is from RefSeq and is a predicted model, not a curated record. Gene Ontology annotation, biological process: synaptic transmission, GABAergic; signal transduction; nervous system process. NCBI's taxonomy places the organism in Eukaryota, Metazoa, Chordata, Actinopteri, Perciformes, Serranidae.
GACCAGACAGACUACUACAACACCGCCUGAUGGGAAGCUGAGAGAGAAGGAGAGAGAGAAGGAGAGAGAGAGAAGCAGCUAAGGAGGAGACAAGCACGGGGAUUAGGUGAUUGAACCCGUGAUCGCCCAGUUUCAACAACGCAGACGGAGACCCCCACAUUCCUGUCGCUGUUUGGGGGGAAAAAGCCAAAAAACAUGGUGGUGAUGGAUCUGCAUUCAGCUCUGAACAACAAAGUGAGCAGGAUCUCAGUCAUGGCGAGGCUCGUCCUUUCCCUCCUGCUCCUGUGUGGAUGCCAAAAUAGUCUCUGCCAGACGUCAGAGGCUCUGAAGGAGGCGGCCGCCAACGACAACAGCACAUUGUUCACCAGGAUCCUGGACGGGCUCCUGGAUGGCUACGACAACAGGCUCCGGCCGGGGCUCGGAGAGAACGUCACAGAGAUCAAGACAAAUAUUUUCGUCACCAGCUUCGGCCCAGUGUCCGACACGGAGAUGGAGUACACCAUUGACGUGUUCUUCCGUCAGAGCUGGAAGGACGAGCGUCUGGGCUUCAAAGGGCCGAUGGAGACGCUGCCGCUCAACAACCUGCUGGCCAGCAACAUCUGGACCCCCGACACCUUCUUCCUCAACGGCAAGAAGUCCAUCGCUCACAACAUGACCACGCCCAACAAGCUGCUGAGGCUGAAGGAUGACGGCACCUUGCUUUACACCAUGAGACUGACCAUCUCAGCAGAGUGCCCCAUGCAGCUGGAGGACUUCCCCAUGGAUGCACAUGCCUGCCCUCUCAAGUUUGGCAGCUAUGCCUAUCCGGUGUCAGAGGUUGUCUACAAGUGGUCUACGGAAGCCGCUAGGUCUGUGGUUGUGGCGGAGGAUGGCUCCAGACUCAACCAGUACCAUCUUAUUGGGCAAACAACCGGCACAGAGAACAUACACACAAGCAGAGGACAGUAUACAGUGAUGAUGGCCCACUUCUACCUGAAGAGGAAGAUUGGAUAUUUUGUCAUCCAGACGUAUAUGCCCUGUUUCAUGACUGUAAUCCUGUCCCAAGUGUCAUUUUGGCUAAACAGAGAAUCCGUUCCUGCAAGGACUGUCUUUGGGGUGACCACCGUGCUGACCAUGACAACCCUCAGCAUCAGCGCCAGGAACUCGCUCCCUAAAGUGGCCUACGCUACGGCCAUGGACUGGUUCAUCGCCGUCUGCUACGCCUUCGUCUUCUCCGCCCUCAUCGAAUUCGCCACUGUGAACUACUUCACCAAGAGGAGCUGGGCCUGGGACGGCAAGAAGGCUCUGGAGGCACAGCACCCUAAGAAACGAGACCCCAUGGUGUUGUCCAAGAAGCCCAACAACGUUUGCUCUGCGGGCGUCAACUACACCCCCAACCUGACCAAGGACGUGUCCAUCUCCACCAUCUCCAACACCACGUCGGUGCAGCUCCGAGCCUCCGAGACCAAGGUGCCGGACCCCAAGAAGACGUACAACAGCGUCAGUAAGAUCGACAAGAUGUCGCGGAUAGUGUUCCCCGUCCUCUUUGGAACCUUCAACCUCGUCUACUGGGCCACGUACCUGAACAGAGAACCGGUGGUGAAAGGAGUGGUCACGUCAACGUAAUCUUUCUCUUUUUUUCUGAGAUAGGGGAUUCAGUUUGAGCCUAAUUGGAGAGUGGGUGGACUAAAAGGAGAAGGGUUGUUGUGAGGUCUCUGCCCUAGACAAAAAAAGAUAAAAUACAAAACAAAUAUCUGCGCUUGAAGAACAAAAACAAACUAUACUCAACUAUCUAAGUCAAGCACUUUGAAUGGAUGCAAGGCUGCAACAAAAUCCCUUUCCUGUUUUUCAUGGCCUAAAAAACCGCUUGAUCACAAAGAAAACUGCUUCUAAGACUACGAGAGAGCGGGUGCUUUGCUUCUUUCUCAUCUAUCCUGCUGCAGUUUGCAUGACGCUCUCCUCAAAAGGAAACCCUGGACUCCUCUUUGUCUUGAAUCGACCAUGUAUAUGUCAAUCACUGAGGACUCUUCAUCGCCACGACCUGUGGUUUUAAAUUACUGUAAACUAACACAGGCGUUUGUAUGGAAGCUCUCAGAGGCAAGUGAGGAAAAAAUCUGGUCUGGUCUAAAUAGUUUUCUCUUUUGUUUGUGAAGUAAGAAAAGGUGAAAGAAAUCUUGCCAGGAUAAUCAUUCUAAGUCCAUCAAAAAAAAAAGAUUAUCUAUGAAAAAGUUUGAAAAGUGUUUGUUGUUGCACUUUAAAAAAGAUCCUGACGAGAACAAAACUUUCAAAAGUCAUUACAACAACAAAAAAAAACUUUUUUCUCAACCUUUUGCAGAGAUGCAACUUCGAAAGAUUAUAUUGGCAAAACUUGUUUCCCACCUGUUCUCAAGUCAUAAACACAAGAGGUGAAAAAAACAAUUUAAGUCAGGCUUAAAAGAUGAAUCACUACAAUAGUUUUUCUCACUCUCCUCUCAGGGUUUCUGUAACUUUGAGUGAUUUUGCCUGAAUUUAAACUUAUCAUGGAGGCUUGAAAUGCUUUGGGGGGAAAAAAAUCUGCAAUAUAACAUGCAUUUAAAUUUGAAAAAUUGAUUUUAAAAAAUGUUCUUGAUUCCACGCUGUGUGGAAGAAACAUCUCUUGAGAUUUUUGCUGCAAGUGCAUUAAUAAUUUAUUUUGUUUGUUUGUUUUUUUUGCCAUUUUCUCUCCUAUCGCAGUGAGUGCUUGUGUGUCUCUUUGUACAUCUUUACUUGAAGAUUCAAAGCCUUCUGCUGCACUUCUGGUUUCCCAAAAAGCAUUGGGUCUCUGCGAGAAAAUGACAAAAAGUUUGUAUGCUUAAAAAAUGUAUUCGGAAGAUUAUCUGCACAGGGGUUUUAAAAAGAAGAGACACUUAAAAAAUGUAAAAGUCAUCAUUAAGGACAGCUUGGCAACAAGAAUAUUGGACCUAACUUCUUUGGCCCAGUUUGGACGCUGUGGCGGUGUGUUCAGGACACAUUUAGCAUUGGGUUUAUGUGCUUUAACUCAAUUUUGAGCCCGGGU